This is a messenger RNA of Thunnus maccoyii (southern bluefin tuna), 1326 nucleotides long. RefSeq names its product ubiquitously-expressed, prefoldin-like chaperone (gene uxt). Gene Ontology annotation, molecular function: transcription corepressor activity. The transcript has 6 exons. The record is from RefSeq and is a predicted model, not a curated record. NCBI's taxonomy places the organism in Eukaryota, Metazoa, Chordata, Actinopteri, Scombriformes, Scombridae. Gene Ontology annotation, biological process: negative regulation of transcription by RNA polymerase II. Bases 208 to 723 code for a protein of 171 amino acids.
GCCAUCCUAGGAAAGAAAAACUGGGCUCACGGUGUGCUGCAGAGAGGUGUUUACAUGAGGCUGCAGCAUGCUAACUGAACAGUUUGUGGAUCGAUAAUGACGCAGAGACGUUAAACAUAAGAGCAGUCAGACUUUCAGCAGGUUACAGCGGCAGCACUUUAUCUUCCUCUCGGACGAAAAGUUUGGUUUUAAAGGGAAAAUAGGCGAAUGGCGAUGGCUCCUCCUGCUAAUGCUAAUGCUAAUGCUAACGCUAAUGCUAACGAUAAUGCUAAUGCGGAUCAGAAGGUUCAGCAGUAUGAAAACUUCAUCAAUGAAGUCCUGAAGAGAGAUUUACAGAAAGUGUUUGAGCAGAGAGAUGCUGUUUAUGAGAAAAUCUCUCAGUACCUGCAGCUGAAGAACACCAUCCAGAGUCUGCAGGAGGCGGGAUCUCAGCAGCUGAAGACAGACGUGGAUCUCGGCUGUAACUUCUUCGUCCAGGCUGAAGUCGAGGACGCGUCCAGGAUCUUCGUGGCGGUGGGUUACGGUUUCUUCGUGGAGAUGAACCACGACGAAGCUCUGUGCUUCAUCGACAAGAAGACGAGUCAGCUCACAGCCUUCACAGAUCAGCUGACCAAAGACUCGGCCAAGAUUAAAGCCAACAUCCGGAUGGUGCUGGAGGGUCUGAGGGAGCUGCAGGGGCUGACGGACCAGCCGUCAGAGAGCAGAAGAAGAGACGUUUUCUAGACUUUUCUACUGGUUGGACGACGGCUGCGACUCCUGAAGGGACGACCGGAGGACGGUUCGGUUCAGGAGAUGCGUUCAAAGACCUGAACCCGAUCACUUGCUCAGCUCCCAUCGACACAGACGUUUGAUAAAAAUGUGUCAGCUGACGCACAGAGACUGAAUUCUUCUUUUCAGGUGAACUGUUGGUGUAAAGGAGGUCACGUGUUUCAGACGUAGACGGAUCCAGCGUGUGUUUAGACUGGAAGCAGAGGGGAAACAACUCCACAUGUGUCUGAUUUAUAUGUUUGAUUUUGUUGGAUGUCACGGUAACGUCCUUCAGUCGGGACGCAGGAGAGUUUGAAAAUGUUUUUUACUGAUGAAGUUAAAAUCGUCUCCUGUGUGUGGACGUUUUGUCAAACCUUAAAUACUGUAAACAUAUACUGUACUUUGGUCUGAUUUCCUGGUUCCUCAGUUCCAGUGAAGUGAAAUUAAUGAUGUUUCAACCAGAAGUUCUCAAACCUUUUUAUGAAUGAAGUUACGUUUACUUGUGACGCCUCCUCACAUUAAAAAGCAGUUUGUUUCUUCUAAGAUUGUUGAAUUAAAGUCUUUCUUUUGAGACUAAAA